AUGAAGGUGGUUGAACAAAAAAUGAUAGAAGCAUAUGGACCAAUGUUUACAUUAGAGAAAAUUCGAAAGAAGUUGAAAAGAGCAAAACCUGACUUACAACUGAUGAAAGAGAUGCUUACUGCUUCAGGAUUUGGGUGGGACCCAGAUAAAAAAAUGAUACAAGCGGAUGAUAAUGUGUGGAAAGAAUAUACACAAAAGUACCCAAAUAGAAAAAAAUAUAAAUUGUCAGCAACAUGGAAAUAUUAUGAGCAUGCAAUAGAAAUUUGGGGUUCUUCUACUGCAUUGGGUGACAAUAGGAGUGGCGUAGACAGUAGGCCACUAGAUGAUAUACAAAUAAAUGUGGAUGAGCAAGAUGAGAAUGAUUUUCAGUUACCUACUUCACCAAUGGAUAGCAAUACUCAUACUCAGGGAGAAACCUCUAACAGCAUGAGGGGAAACAAAAGAGCGAGAACCUCUACAACCAUGAAUGAUGAUACUUUUGAAACCAUUGGUGAGUACAUACGGCAACUUGUGGAAACCCAACCUGCAGCUAUUUUGCAGAAGAGUGGAGCAAUUUUAAGAGAUAUGCAUGCAAAAGGGGAAAUAGAUAAUCAUUUGUUUUUCAGAUCAGUUGAUUUACUCUCUAAUUUUGAUAAAGCAAAUGUUUUUCUUAUGAUGCCACGUGAGUUGCAGGUUACUUGGUUGCGCAUGCAGAUUGGCUAA
Molecule: messenger RNA, 702 nt
Organism: Nymphaea colorata (pocket water lily)
Lineage: Eukaryota; Viridiplantae; Streptophyta; Magnoliopsida; Nymphaeales; Nymphaeaceae
Exons: 1
Coding region: 1-702 (233 amino acids)
Source: RefSeq, a predicted model, not a curated record